Molecule: messenger RNA, 1745 nt
Organism: Branchiostoma belcheri (Belcher's lancelet)
Lineage: Eukaryota; Metazoa; Chordata; Leptocardii; Amphioxiformes; Branchiostomatidae
Product: membrane-associated tyrosine- and threonine-specific cdc2-inhibitory kinase-like
Exons: 5
Biological process (GO): protein phosphorylation
Molecular function (GO): ATP binding; protein kinase activity
Source: RefSeq, a predicted model, not a curated record
CAUGAGAGUUGGUUGGCGCGCUUUUCGACGAUAGAGGAUUACCUCAUCCAAGAUGGCGCGGAAGUACUUUCGUGUCGUCUGAAUUUGCGACAUUUCGUCAUGUUUAGUCAUUUUAGUCACAUUUUAAAGGUUUAUAGGAAGGAUGGGAAUAUUUGACAAUGGCUAACCCAGGAACACCGCGACCCGUGCCGCACUUUUUCGCCGAGGAGGGCCCGUUCUCCCAGAAGAAGUACCGGCUUGCGAACGGCCACACUCCUCGGGACUCCCAACCUCCGCGCCCGCCGGCCAAGAGCGUUCCCCCGGUCAGUCGAGUUUUUGUCAACAAUAAGUUAGCUUUCCAAAGACCCCAGAGUGUGUCUUUUAGAGGUCCCGAUAGCUUGAUUUCAAGUCCCCACUACGACGCAGGCAGUAAGGAACUUUUCUUCGACCAGUGUUUUGAAAUUGUUGACAAACUUGGGGAGGGGUCCUUCGGCGAAGUCUUCAAAGUGAAGAGCAAAGAAGACGGGAAGCUAUACGCCGUCAAGCGGUCCAGAGAGAGAUUUCGAGGUGAGUACGACCGCAAGAGGAAGAUAGGAGAAGCCUACAGGCUGGAGAAACUCCGAAGGCAUCCUAACUGUGUGCAGUUCUUCAAAGCCUGGGAGGAAAGGCAACACCUCUACAUCCAGACAGAACUGUGUCAGUGUAGCCUAGAGCAGUACCUGGAAGGGCGACAUGACAUACCGGAAGAAACAGUCUGGAACUUCCUGGUGGAUUUGCUAUCAGGACUGAAACACCUGCACGACCAUAGGCUCAUUCAUCUCGAUAUCAAACCGGACAACAUCUUUGUGUCCAAUGACGGUGUGUGUAAGAUUGGGGACUUUGGACUUGUUGUUGAGAUGGACAAGGAAGACGUUUCUGAUGCACAGGAAGGCGACCCGAAGUACAUCGCACCUGAGUUGCUGGAGGGACAUUUUGGACCACAUGCUGACGUCUUCAGCCUGGGGGUGACUAUUCUGGAGGUGGCCUGUGACCUGGAGUUACCCCGUAACGGUGUGGGAUGGCAGCAGCUCAGACAGGGCAUGAUCCCAGCAGCCUUCACUGCAGGGUUGUCCCACGAGCUCAGGAGCCUCAUCCAGCUCAUGAUGCACCCAGACUAUUUCCAGAGACCUUCAGUUGCUGACAUCCUGGCCAGGCCAGAGGUCAGUAAAGUGUUGUGGAGAAGGAGACGUCAGCAGGCCGUGCGGUUUGUGCAGGGUGCUGUGUUAUCUGUGUACGGCUUCAUGUCCAGCCUGUUCCACACCAUGUACUGCACCAUCCUGCUCCCUGUCAAGGCAAUCAAGGGGCAGCCACAGGAGAAGCAACCACAAAGGUGUCGUCAUCCCUCUGACUGGGACUACAGCUACUCUGAAGAUGAUGCCUUUGAGAGUGAAGGUCACAGCAAGGACUCUGCUGAAUCUGGUGUGGCCAACCUCAGCCUGUCCACAGAUGAGGAGCUUGAACGACCCAGACAAUUCAUCACCUGUCCCAGUGAAGUGAGGUUCACCCCUGAUGCUCGCCCUGCCACGCCCAUCCUGCGUCACUCCAGCCCGAUGCCGAGGAGCUCCUCCCCUCUCCAUGGCAACCACACCCAGGCCCAUUUGAGCCCCAACCUGAGCCUGGUGACCAGCCACCCCUACACACCCACCAGCCACUCCGACAGUGGCAGCAGCUACGGCGAGGAUGGCUCCGUCAUGAUCCGCUCAGGGAUCGGGCCCAAGAACCUGAUG